ACUGUGAUGUAUCRAUUACAUUUUCUCACUAAUAGCGCGAUACUAAUUCUAGGAAACAUCUGUCUUUAGACAACUCCCUCAAGCUAACCAUGGAAUCUUUCCUUGAAGAUCUGAAGAAGCACGUCCAGUGUUCUUUGUGUAAUGAUACUUUAACUGAACCGAAGAUCCUUCCAUGUUUCCAUACAUUUUGUAAGCCUUGCGUCGGAAGACACGCCGAGCUCAUCGACCAAGUCAACGUCUUCAAGUGUCCUCGAUGCAAAUCACAAACUCCUCUACCAGAACCAAGCAGCGUGGAAGACCUCCAGCCAAGUUCACUGCAUUCAAGAAUCUUGAAGGGUCUGGCGUUGGCAAAGGGAGAAAAGGUUUGCUCUGUUUCUGAGAAUCAUUCUCCAGCAUCUUGGUAUUGUUUUGAAUGCGAUCAUUCACUGUGUCAAGAAUGCAAGAAGAGCCAUUCUUACUUCAUCAAAGAUCACAAGGUCGUUUGUCUGGCUGAUUUGAAGAAAGAAGAUAUUGAUUUCAUAAUAACAAGAGAAAAUCCUUGUAAAAGUCACCCUCAGCACAGGCUAGAGUCAUUCUGUGAAGACUGCGAUGACAUGAUUUGUGUGACAUGCUGGAAACACAAUCACAAGGAUCAUAAGACGAUGUCAUUAGAUAAGUUUGCUUCGAUCAAGAAAGAUGCAUUGUCAAAGCAUCUGCAAGUACUAGAGCAGUUGAAAUUAGAUGAAAAGGAACAACAGCAACAAGAAAAAAUCGCUAAAACUAUCAAACAACAAGGAGAAAAAGCAAGACAUGAAGUGAAAGAAAAGACCAAGAAAAUGAUCCAAAUUCUACAAGAAAAUGAACGAGAACUACUCAGACAAAUAGACGAGAAGUUCGACACAGCCUCAACAAACUUGAAUAUAAUUCCCCAUAUUCCAGCAGUCGAGGAAUACAUUAAGAAUAUGAUGGAAAAAGGACUGGCAAGUGAAAUGAUCAACAUUCAAGGGAAACAGUGCUCGGAGAAAUUCAUCUUCAACCCAAUUCCACUGUCAUCAAGAAUUGUCUUUAUUCCUAACCAAGAGCUGGUGCAACAAAUAGAAAAAGGUCUAGGAGAAAUACAGACGCAUUCUGAAACAGAUGACGAUGACGUGGAAAUAGAAGGAAAAGUAGAAGUAGAUAGUCAAUUGACAGCAGAGGUUCAAGUGAAUGAGAAUCAUGUAUCUAAUGGGAUGCCUCAACAGAUGAGAGUAACAGAAAGGUUUCAAAUGAAAGGUGUGCCUGAUACUCACAGUUUAACAGGCAUGAUAGCAGUGAACAGAGACAACAGCAGGCUCGCUAUAGGCGCUAGAUCUGUACAAGAUAAAGACAACUGUGAAACUUCUUCCAACUCCAGUGACUAUCAGCUAUCAACUAUUACAGACUGCAACGUCCACGUAUUUAAGACUAAUGGAGAUCUCAUACUCAGUUAUGAUUGUGAAGAGAGUGUAGAGGAACAUUGUCAUUUUCAUGGUCCCGAAAAUUUAGCAUUCCUGAAUGAUACAGAUUUAGUCAUAGCAGACUGGGGAAAUCAUAGAAUAGGUGUAGUCAACACUUUAACAGGGAAUUUGAUCAAAACUUUCGGUAACGAACGUAGCGUAUAUGACGAGUAUUUUUAUCCAAAUGGAGUACACGUUGAUGACGAUGGUAACAUCAUUGUGUGUGAUCGUGACAAUCAUCUUGUUCAAGUCUUCACAAGAGACGGUGACUAUCAAUAUCAGUUUGGUUUGACAACACAGGACAACUUUGAUCCGGUUGAUGUGAUAACACAUGAUGGACGGUUUUACGUCAGUGAUCAUUAUAAUCAUGUUAUUCAUGUAUUUGAGAAGAAAGGUAAAGUGCUGACUAGAAUAUCGACGAUUGGUGGAUACGGCAGUGAUGAUGGUCAGCUGAGUAGACCAUGUGGCCUGGCUAUUGAUAAUGACCAUCAUCUACUAGUGUGUGAUGCUGAUAAUAAUCGUGUCCAGAAAUUCACCCUGGAUGGCCGUUUUGUAGGCAAGACGGAUCCGGAAGCAAUCAACGGUCCUGUAUCUGUGGUAGUGUUGAAUGAUGGUCAGAUAUUGGUCUGUACGUCUUUUGUCGUGUGGUUUGUCGAGUAGAAAGGGUAUCGAUAUUGAUAAUGACGAUGAGCCUGGUGAUAUUUGCGCAUAAAAAAGAUUUCCAUUGAAGUUCAAGUGGGAGAGAUAGCUGUACUUAGCUUCUAUAGCCAUCGUAAAAAAGAAAUACAAUCGUAAAAGAAAUUUUUGCUUGCAUAAGUUUAAAUCUUGUAGGCAUAAACUUAGGCAUUCACUUAUAUGAACAUAAUAUGCUAAUAUAUAUAGUGCCUAUGACCUUUACUUCAAUGUUUUUCUAUGAAAAUAUGAACCAUUGUAAGAAAAAUGUUGAAAGAAUUUUUUGGUUCUGACGCAAAGCAUACAAUAUCACCUGUUCCUCGUAGUUUUUGAUAGAUAUGUCAGUAUUUUUCUGUUUUUAAUGUUUCUUAUUAGUAUUUAGUGUUCGUAAAACUAUGGAGGAACUUUAUAUGGGACUCUUGUCCUGUUCUUUCCUCCAAAUAGUGUUUUUCUU
This is a messenger RNA of Actinia tenebrosa (Australian red waratah sea anemone), 2580 nucleotides long. Its product is annotated as E3 ubiquitin-protein ligase TRIM71-like. Lineage: Eukaryota; Metazoa; Cnidaria; Anthozoa; Actiniaria; Actiniidae. The record is from RefSeq and is a predicted model, not a curated record.